AUGGAUUACAUUCACAAGUUAGCAGCACAGUACUUCCAGCUGGUGGAACUCAAUCAUCUCGACCUACCACCAGGCUCGGUGCUCGUUAGGCCAGAUGUGCAGGCAGCCCUAUAUGAGCACAUGUUCGACGAGACUAUCUUUCCUAUCCCACCACACAGCUAUCGAAGCCGAGUGCUGAAACAGAUUCUCUCGCGCAUUGAGGAAUCAAUCACUGAUCCUGAACAAGAUGAAAUCAAUGAUGAUCUCAUGGAAAGCUGGAGCACAUUAGUCUCACAGCCAAAACCAUCAUCGCUCCAACAAGCCCAGCAACUUUCGUUGGUGAAGUACACAGCCCCAAACAGUACUCGGACAGUCACGACCUCUGAGUCUCGAGGAUUGAUUCUGUCUGGUGGCACCACGGGAAACCGAACCUGGGAAGCAGCACUGCAUCUCGGUUCUUUUCUGGCAUCAGAUGCAGGUGAAAAGCUCGUCCGCGGGAAGCGGGUUAUCGAGCUAGGCGCUGGAACAGGGUUCUUGGCUCUGUUCUGUGCUCGGCAUCUUGGUGUGCAAAGCGUCGUUGUCACUGACAGAGAACCUUUCUUGAUCGAUAACAUCAAUUCUUGUGUACGGUAUAACCAGAAUGACGAGGAGUCUCUCCCCAUCUAUCCGGCUGUUUGGGAGUGGGGCACACCAUUAGACAGAACGGGAGAGCUUGAUGGUGUGAAGGGAGGAUUAACCUUUGAUGUUGCACUUGGUGCCGAUUUGAUCUAUGAUUCCGACCUCGUUCCCCUCUUGCUAUCUACCGUGGGGGAUCUUUUCGAGAACUAUGGAGUUGAGCAGUUCAUCAUUGCUGCAACGCUGCGCAACGAGGAUACCUUCCGCACUUUCUUGAAUGGAUGCGGAACCAAUGAAUUCGCCGUUGAAACUCUCCCAUUUGAGUCAACACCAUCGGAAGACCAAACGGGUUUCUUCCACUCGACCAGCAUCCCGAUCCGGACUUAUCGGAUCUCGCGGUCGAAGUCUACGUCAUGA
Molecule: messenger RNA, 1011 nt
Organism: Penicillium salamii
Lineage: Eukaryota; Fungi; Ascomycota; Eurotiomycetes; Eurotiales; Aspergillaceae
Source: the annotation of a GenBank genome assembly